Engraulis encrasicolus (European anchovy) is the source of this 2971-nucleotide messenger RNA. Its product is annotated as sphingosine kinase 1. The record is from RefSeq and is a predicted model, not a curated record. Gene Ontology annotation, cellular component: cytoplasm; intracellular membrane-bounded organelle; membrane. The transcript is spliced from 5 exons. The coding region runs from base 139 to 2025 and encodes 628 amino acids. Gene Ontology annotation, biological process: phosphorylation; cellular response to growth factor stimulus; negative regulation of apoptotic process. Lineage: Eukaryota; Metazoa; Chordata; Actinopteri; Clupeiformes; Engraulidae.
AGUGGCAGCCAAACAGACGGGGUCUGUUCCUCUCUCUACCGCGGACCUCCACAGCCGGUGCAUGUGUGUGUGCCGCUCAAAAAAAUAUCCGCAAGCCGGCGGCGGAUCACCGCGCUGGGUCUCCCAUCUCCAGAAAGGAUGGAUCAUAAACGAGACGAACCGAACCUGUCUUACCGCAACGGGAUAAGCCAAGUUCUGCUGUAUGGAGAAUUUACGACAAAGGCGAGCCGAAAGGUCAGGUACGCCUUGAGCCUGACAGACAGGGACCUGACCGUCCAAAAGAUCACGUCGGCACCUGCCGGACGGAGCAAGGUGGUCUUUAACCUACGCGACUGUGUGGGAAGUCGGGCUGUGAAGGCAGAUGACAACACCGAUGCGGGAGCCUAUUUCACUGCCUACUUCUACCCGUUUAAAAAGCGCUGGAUGAGCUCCGGCGUGGCGCGGCAGCGGACAGAACAGUGCUUUCGGGUCGCCUCGAGCCUGGACCCUCACGUGAACCUGGAGGAGGCGCAGCGAUGGGCGCGAGCAAUUAGCGAGGGUUCUGCGCUUCAACGGCCACAGCGAAAUGGUGUGCUCUACAGUGAGGUGUGUCGGCCCUGUAAGGUGCUGCUCCUCCUCAACCCCCACAGUGGUAAAGGCCAGGCCCUGUCGCUCUUCAACGGCCACGUCCAGCGCAUGCUCCACGAGGCCGGCAUCCCGCACACCCUCGUCGUCACAGAGCGUCAGAAUCACGCGCGGGAGCUGGUGAGGGAGGCGGAGCUCUCCAAGUGGGACGCCCUGGUCAUCAUGUCAGGGGACGGACUGCUGUUUGAGGUGGUGAACGGGCUGAUGGAGAGGGAGGACUGGGAGGAGGCCAUCCAGACGCCGCUAGCCAUCCUGCCUGGAGGAUCUGGCAACGCACUGGCCGCCUCCAUACAAUACUACGCUGGGUGGCAGCCCGUGUCGAGCGAGGAGCUGCUGGUGAGCUGCGGCUUCGUGCUCUGCAAGGGCCUGGUGUCGCGUCUCGACCUGACGUCCGUCCUGCUGGGCUCGGGCCCGCAGCAGCAGCGCCUCUUCUCCUUCCUGUCGCUGGCCUGGGGCUUCGUGGCCGACGUGGACAUUGAGAGCGAGAAGUACCGGCACGUGGGGGCGGCGCGCUUCACCGUGGGCACGCUGGUGCGCCUGGCCUCCCUGCGCGUGUACCAGGGCAAGCUGGCCUACCUGCCUGCUGCCGAGACGGGCGGCCACGGGCGCGGGCACCACCCCCCGCCGCGACGGUCAAUGGUGGCGUCGUCGUCAUCGUCCGGCUUCCCAUCAUCCCCCACCACCGCCAUCACUACCACUACAACUACCUCAGAGUCGCUAGCCGAGCUAUCGGGGUCCGUGUCGACGUCAACUCAGCUGUCGGACGCCUCCUCCUCCUCCUCAAACUCCUCGUCCCUGGCGGCUCCCCCGUGUCCCGCGUCGACGUCACUGUCACCAUCACCAUCACCCGACCAGAAUGUCACCAACACUUUCCACAACUACUGUAACUCCAACAACGCUUUCAAGUCCACCAAGGGACGCAGCGGUGGGGAGGUGGGGACCCACCCCACAACGACCACAAUGUCGUCGUCAUUGUCGUCAUCGGCAUCCCCCCACGGCGGCCCUACGGACUCGCUCCUGGUGCCGCUGGACCAGCCGGUGCCGGCCCACUGGACCGUGGUUCCGGAGGAGGACUUCGUUCUGGUGCUGGCCAUGUACCAGUCGCACCUGGCCGAGGACCUGCUGGCGGCGCCGGAGUCCGCCAUGGAGGACGGCCUCAUCCACCUGUUCUACGUCAAGGCGGGCAUCUCGCGCGCCACCUUGCUCCGCCUCUUCCUGGCGAUGGAGAAGGGCGCGCACGUGGCCACCGACUGCCCGCACCUGGUCUACGAGAGGGUGCGGGCGCUGAGGCUGGAGCCGCACUCGGCGAAAGGGACGAUCACGGUGGACGGGGAGCUGGUGGAGUACGGGCCGGUGCAGGCACAGGUGCACGGCGGUCUGGCGCGACUCGUAGCCAGCUGAAGACAAGGGGGCUUUACAGUUGGAGGAGACACUGAAUCCGUUACCAGAGAGUCUUAUACGAGAGAGAGAUACAUCAGGCUCGUUCUUUUGCGGUACCCAUGUGAUGUAGGGGGGAACGCCCCCUUUACGAGACCUGCGGUUAGGAGACCUUUGGAGUCUUGAGGUUAAAGGUGGGGUUGCAGUUAUGAAAUCACGUUGGGGAAACUCCCCCAGGAAUCUAAGGUUCCACAUAGACUCCUGUGAGCCUGCGGAACCCUCAACGUGAUGUCAUAAUAGUACAUUUUCUUAAACUGGUUAACCUGCAACUCCACCUUUAAGAAUAAAUGGAGUCCCCUUAGCGCUGUAGAUGGCGGUAGCGCACGUCUUGUGCAAACACCACGAAAAGAAGAGAAGAAGAAGAAGGAGGGGACAACGCCCCCUUAGGAGACCGAAUUUGAGCACACUACUUUGCAUUGGAUGGGCGCAGUUUGACAAAUCUUUCUCUCCUAGACGAUGUUUGAUCCUUACCACGUUUCCUUGAUUGCACAUUGCACCAUACUCAUGAACGGCCAUCCGGGUACUUUGCUCGUAAAUGUGCGUUACGCCCCUUUAUGGGUGAAAACAAACCAAAUGUCUCAUCAACUUACAUGCUACAUCGGCUUGUCUAAAUGAACUCAGUCCAUGCUUCAGCCACGGCUGUUUGGCUCUAUUAUUUGAACAGCCGGCAACACAACACGUUUUCGGCAUGUUGCGCGUGAACAACGCUAGUCUACAGGUCCGUAUCUUUCGUUUAUUAAACCCCAACAUCACCAAUUGACUUGCAUGGGUUGUUUUCCCCCACAAAUGGGCGUAACGCACAUGGAAAACGUCACGCCGUUCAUAAGUAUACCAGGUCCUUGCAAGGUACUAUGGGUAAUCAUCAUUAGUCCCCCACACAAUUAAAGGAACAGUCCACUUCAUUUCAGGA